Zophobas morio is the source of this 2368-nucleotide messenger RNA. RefSeq names its product G patch domain-containing protein 1 homolog. Gene Ontology annotation, cellular component: nucleus. Gene Ontology annotation, molecular function: RNA binding. Lineage: Eukaryota; Metazoa; Arthropoda; Insecta; Coleoptera; Tenebrionidae. The record is from RefSeq and is a predicted model, not a curated record. The coding region runs from base 93 to 2204 and encodes 703 amino acids. The transcript has 3 exons. Gene Ontology annotation, biological process: mRNA processing.
GCCAAAUGUCAUAACACAAAAGUAAGGUUAUGCCCCGUUCAUUCCACGACGAAACAAUUUCCAUCCACAAACUUUAAUCAACUAACAACACCAUGUCCGAUUCAGAAGAAGAAAACUUCUGUUAUUUCGGAAAACCCCUUGAGCCCUACGACGAAGAUGCCUUCCCCAAGAAAAAACCCAUUUCCGUGGAAGACCAAAUCGCCACCGACGCCCAAGGCCGACGCCGCUUCCAUGGCGCCUUCACCGGCGGCUUUUCGGCGGGCUUCUUCAACACGGUGGGCUCCCUCGAGGGCUGGACGCCGCGCGAGUUCAAGAGCACCAGGAGCGACAAGGCUCAAAGCAAAGCGCAGAGACCCGAGGACUUCAUGGACGACGAGGACAUGGGGGAGUUCGGGAUCGCGCCCCAGACGGUUCGAGCCACCAGCGAUUAUUCGACGAGCAAAAAGCGCAAGAAGCAGGUUUUCAGUGAUGGUCCCAUUCCCGGUGAGCCGGUCCUGCACUCGCUGUUGACCAGUGGCAACGAAACCAUCGGGUACCUGUUAUUAAAAAACAUAGGUUUGAAAAAUCGGGCGCACGCUCAAGUGGAGGAUUUAGCUCGCGAGGACAAAGUGUACGGGUGCGAGAUGCCGAAGACUUACGAAAUCUCACGAGACGAUGACGUCAUCCAGUAUCCCAUUCCGGAUAUAUACCGGGAGUUUUUGCAGAAACCCAAAGACAACUCGUUUGGGUUGGGGUACGUGGGUUUGGACAAAACCCACGUGAAUUUAUUCCAGAGUUCGAAGCUCGUGAUUAGGGACCGCAACAAAAAGAAAGUGUCUAUUUCGGGACAAGCGUUUGGGGUGGGGGCUUUCGAGGACGAUGAUGAAGACAUCUACGUCAAAGACGACAUGACCAAGUACGAUUUCGAGUUGACGAGCGAGAAAGCGUCCCAGAAGGAGCUCCUGUCAAAGAAAGAAAAAACAAUUUUUGACGAUUUUAUCCACGGGAAGCAACCUCUCGCUCUGAAAGAAAAUUUUCCACCCCCGACUAUCCCUCAUAGUUUCACCGGAAAACACAAAGUGAAAAGGUCGCGGUUCGAGCCUCUCCCGGAACCGGAAACUCCGGAGAGGAAGGACAUGAACCCAGAAAUCCGCGCUCGGUAUUUGGGUGAAGAAACCACGCCAGUCGUGACAGUCACCAACACGACCGUAGAAAAAAUCAAGGAAGAACCCGAGCCUAGUCCGAAAAAGUCGUUUGAUUUGUUCGCGGUGUCGUCGAGCAAUCUCGUUUUCGAUCGUUUCGUGGCGGCGUCCACACCCGAAGAUCCGUCGAACAUACUCGAGGUCGUGCCACCGACUGAGACCGAGCAUGGAACGCAGGAGAUGCGUGACGCCGCAAGGAUGAAAAUGUUCGGACCUUUGACUCGGAUUUCCGUAGAUUGGCAGCCCUGCACCCUUUUGUGUAAACGGUUUAACGUCCCGGAGCCCCACUGCGAAUUAAACGAGUCAAAGAAUCGCAAAAGAACCAAGAAUCUGAUAUUCGAGUACGAGAAGUUUUCAGAUGUUUCGUUGGAUUUUAAGCCCGGAUUGUCUACAAAGCAAGAGGAGGAGGUAGAAACUGAAACGAGUAACACAGUGACGGAAGGUACGACGGAAGAAACGCAAGAGAAAAGCGACAAAGAAGAAACGACAAAAGUGGAAGAAAGUGUGAACGAAACACCCAAAGACAUAACCGAGAAGAUCGACGUCAAUAAAAACCUCGAUUUGUUUAAAGCGGUAUUUUUGAGUAGUAGCGAGUCCGAAGACGAGGAAGAAAACGAAAAGGAGAAAGUUGAAAAGAGUACAGAGAUGAAGAGUAGCGUGCUUUCGGAUUCGUUGUUGCCGAGGAUUAAACCCAUCAAAGAAGGAAUUUUAUCAAAUAUGGAUUUUUCGAUUUUUGAACCAAGCAACGGACGUGGAGAGAAAGCAGAGGACAUACAGACGGAAAAUAGUACAAAUAGUGAGCCACAAAAGGGCGAGCUUUCAUACGGGCCUGCAUUGCCCACUAAUUUAGCUAGUAGUAGUAGUGGUGCUCUAAGUAAGUCGCUACCUAAGUACAAAAAUGACGACAGUGAUGAGUGGGUGGAAAAGUCUGGGGACGACAAAAAGAGCAAACACAAAAAGAAGCACAAGAAGGAACACAAGAAGAGCUCACAUAAAAAGAAACAUAAACAUAAAGAUAGAUGACGGUAGUUUUCCAAUUUUAAUUAUUAGGAAUUAUUUUUUAAUUUUGUGCUUACACGGAGUGUCUUCGUUUGAAUAAGCACCUAGUAUGUCUGUGUGAGGUAUUUAAUAGGAACUCUGUGAUAUUUGUUCAUACCUAAGUUGAAUAAAGAUGUGUUUGAAGUCAA